UACUGAGGGCACACUGCUCCUUUGUGUUAUAAAAUUUUAAAUGCGUAUUUAUAUUUAUUAUGCGUAUAUUCCGCUGAUCUGAACGCUGAAAUCUCCCAUAGACCUUGGAAAAAGCAGCAGGGAUCGUGACUCGAGUUCUUUUUGCCGGAGGUUUAACGGAAAAGCGCGCCUGGCGUGGCUAGUUAUUUUUUUUAUUUUGUCGCAAAGAAAGUGGAGCAAACAAUGGAGGAAUCGUGGGCCUGUGCAUCGGUGGAAAAGGAUCUCGACCGUGUGGUUACCAAGCUGGAGCAGCUGCGCGACAAUGCCUCGGCCGACGUGGGGGACAUUGCAAUGCUAAUGUCGGACCUGGUCAAUGCCCUGGGCAAUGCCGAGCAAAUGGUGACCACUCUCAACUCCAGCACUCAGGUGAAUGCAAAUGCACCCAGCGUAGACGACCCGAUGGGCGAUGGGGUGAGCAUGCAGGUGGAGACGGAGCCAACUGCACCGCAGCGUCCCACUGAUCGCCACAUGGAGGUCAUCAGAGGAGCCAUUUUAAAAUGCAAUGAGAGAGUGCAGAAGCUAUCCACAGAGCAUCGGGACUUGCACGGCUCCAUUUCAAAGAUUGGCAAGGCCAUUGACCGCAAUUUUAGCGCCGACUUUACAUCCACCAUGCGUGUCGAUGUCCUGCAGGACGAGGAGAACCUGAUGCUGCUGAACAAGGCCAUUGCCAAGCACUAUUGCCGUCAGGGCAUGGACACGGUGGCCCGCACUUUGAUCAAAGAAUGCAAAAUGACAGAGGACCAAGCCCAGGAUGUGUUCGACUCGGAGCGGGAGUUCGCCGACAUCUACAGCAUUUGGAUGAAGAUACAGAAACGGGAGCUGACCGAAGCCCUUAAGUGGACAAAGCGCUACUCGCCGCAGCUCAUGGAGCGGCAAUCUCUCAUUGAGUUUCGGCUGCACCGCAUGCGCUUCAUGCAGCUCGUCUCGUAUGGGGUGGAGUCGCAGCACGAGGCCGUUGUCUAUGCCCGGACGAAUUUCAAGAAGUUUGCCUUGCGCUAUGAGCAUGAGAUAGCCAACCUAAUGGCCAGCUUUAUAUAUCUGCCUGCCGGGCUGGAGAACUCGCCGUACAAGCAUUUCCUGGGCCAGGAAAUGUGGACUGAACUUUCGUUUAUAUUUCUGAAGGAUGCCUGCCAGCUGCUGGGCAUCAGUAAGAACUCCGCCUUGUCUGUUGUUGUGAAUGCUGGUUGCACUGCCCUGCCCGCUCUAUUGAACAUCAAGCAGGUGAUGCAAUCGCGACAGGUUCUGGGCAUGUGGAAUGGCUGCGACGAGCUGCCCAUCGAGAUCGAUCUCCAGCCGGAAUUCCGCUUCCACUCAAUCUUCGCCUGCCCCAUCUUGCGUCAGCAGACCUCCGAGGACAAUCCGCCAAAGAAGUUGACCUGCGGUCAUGUCAUCUCCAACGAUGCCCUUCACAAGCUCAGCAACGGCCACAUACUCAAGUGCCCCUACUGCCCCGUCGAGCAGAAUGCCGAGGAGGCUGUUCGUAUUUACUUUUAAGCCAGACCCAGACCUAUUCUGUAUUCACCCUAAGAUUAUAACAAUUCAAUUUUAUGCGCUUGCACUCGGCUCAGGCAGUUCGUGGACAGAGACAGUGGUAGGGGUAGGGGUAGAGGGGUUGGCCAGCUUUCCUUAACAAUCGUAACAGUUUUUAAUAGUUUGCUUAGAUUGAAGUUUUUAGACAAAUUCGCAGGACGGAAUCGAACUACUUGGGCCAUGUUAUUGUGCGAGAAUGUGCGACAUAUUAACAGGAAAGCCUAUGCAAACCAUUUAGAUUUACAAUAAAUAUAUAUAUGUAUACUAUAUCAUGUAUUUAAAACCAA
Messenger RNA from Drosophila obscura, 1856 nucleotides. RefSeq names its product E3 ubiquitin-protein ligase RMND5A (gene Sou). The transcript has a single exon. The record is from RefSeq and is a predicted model, not a curated record. Gene Ontology annotation, biological process: proteasome-mediated ubiquitin-dependent protein catabolic process. Gene Ontology annotation, molecular function: ubiquitin protein ligase activity; protein binding. Gene Ontology annotation, cellular component: cytoplasm; GID complex; nucleus. Bases 223 to 1533 code for a protein of 436 amino acids. Lineage: Eukaryota; Metazoa; Arthropoda; Insecta; Diptera; Drosophilidae.